This is a messenger RNA of Chenopodium quinoa (quinoa), 2016 nucleotides long. Its product is annotated as GTP-binding protein BRASSINAZOLE INSENSITIVE PALE GREEN 2, chloroplastic-like. Gene Ontology annotation, molecular function: GTP binding. The record is from RefSeq and is a predicted model, not a curated record. Gene Ontology annotation, cellular component: mitochondrion. The transcript is spliced from 5 exons. The coding region runs from base 167 to 1954 and encodes 595 amino acids. Lineage: Eukaryota; Viridiplantae; Streptophyta; Magnoliopsida; Caryophyllales; Amaranthaceae.
CUAACUAUUUAUAGUAUUGACACGUGUUCAUUAUGUUUUGCAUAAAUAAACCCACAAUUUGACACAGCUAACAAAAAAAUCGUGUUGCACUUACCCAACAUCAAUAUGGUCUCGUGACUUGUGAAUCGUGAGUUCGUGAUCUUUCUUUGCUCGACCGUAUCAUGCCAUGUCUCAACCCCAACUCCCACAACACCAAAAAAAAAUUAAAAUUGAACCAAGACCCAAUUUGGCUAUUUUGACCCAAAAAAUUUCAUCUUGCAAGAGUCCUAACCUGCAGUACAUGUUGCCCACAGCAUCAGCCACCAACGCCGCCUGCAACCACCCAACACAAACACAAGCACUUCUCUUCUUCAGAGAGCAAAAUGCCUGCCAUGAAAACUUAGAUUAUUACAAAAAGAUUAUAAAAAAUUAUUCAUCAAAUUCUGUGCAAAACCCAUCUCUGAAAUUGAUUAGAGAAGGUAAUUUUGAUGAUAUUGUAUCUCAAACUCUGCAAAUUUGCCCUGGUUGUGGUGUUCAUAUGCAGAAUUUAGACCCUAAUUUGCCUGGAUUUUAUGUUACGCCGGCUACGAAAAACCCUGAUUACAAAUUGCCAAUUAGUAGAAAAUUUGUCCUUGAUGAACCUGAGGUAUCCGAUUCCCUCAAAAGGGGUGUUCUUAAUGAGUUUGAAGAGACCCAAAACCCUCCCUUAAACCCUAAUUUAUGUGAAAAACCUGUUGUUUGUGCUAGGUGUCAUUCUUUAAGGCAUUAUGGUAAGGUUAAGGAUGUUAGUUUGGAAAACUUACUGCCAGAUUUUGAUUUUGAUCAUACUGUUGGUAGGAAGCUGGCUACUGCCUCAGGGGGUAGGUCUGUAGUUUUAAUGGUAGUUGAUGUUUGUGAUUUUGACGGGACGUUCCCGAAAAAGGUUGCUAAGCUGGUUUCAGCUACCAUUGAUGAGAAUGUAAUGGCGUGGAAGGAAGGGAAGUCGGGGAAUGUUCCUAGAAUGGUGUUGGUAUUGUCUAAGCUUGAUUUGUUACCGAGUUCGUUGUCCCCUACUCGGUUGGAGCAUUGGAUUAGGCAACGGGCUCGGGAGGGUGGGGCGAAUAAGCUGACUAGUGUGCAUAUGGUUAGUGCAGUGAGAGAUUGGGGUGUAAAGAAUUUGAUUGAUGAUGUGGUGAGAUUGGUUGGGCCAAGAGGAAAUGUAUGGGCAAUAGGAGCUCAAAAUGCUGGGAAAUCUACAUUGAUCAAUGCAAUAGGGAAGCAUGUAACUGGGAAGGUAGCACCUAUAACAGAGGCACCUGUACCUGGGACUACCUUGGGGAUUAUAAAAUUGGAAGGAAUCUUUCCUGGAAAGGCGAAGUUGCUUGAUACGCCGGGGCUUCUUCAUCCGCAUCAUAUAGCUACUAGGUUGACAAGGGAUGAACAAAAGCUCGUGCAGAUCAACAAGGAGCUGAAGCCGAGGACUUAUAGGAUCAAGGUUGGUCAUACAAUUCAUAUUGCUGGUAUUGCAAGGCUAGAUAUUGAAGAAUUGGCUGCAGACUCUGUUUAUGUUACUGUAUGGGCUUCCCCUCUUUUACCAUUGCAUAUGGGAAAAACAGAAAAUGCUGAUAGAAUGCUAACAGAUCAUUUUGGUCGACAGUUACAGCCACCAAUAGGAGAGAAUCGUCAUAAAGAGCUUGGUGGCUGGGUGAAACGGGAUUUUCAGAUAAGAGGAAAUAGUUGGGAUUCAAGUGCUGUUGAUAUUGCAGUUGCUGGUGUGGGCUGGUUUGCCAUUUGCAUCAAAGGGGAGGCAACCAUCUGCGCUUGGACUUAUGAUGGUAUUGAUGUUGUUCUCCGAAAUUCCCUUCUUCCUCAAAGAGCACAACAGUUUGAAGUUGCCGGCUUUAGUGUCUCAAAACUUGUUGCCGAGGCAGACAAAACUUCCAACAAACUGAAAAAUCAAGGGAAAGAGGGGAAAAGAAAAAAUAGCCUGCUCUAAUCUCAAAUCCUAACAUUGUAUAAUUUUUUGAAAUAAUAGAAGCUUUUCAAAGAAAUUGAGAA